AUGUCUUCUGUUCGUAAAAAUACAAAAUCGAAAUGUUCAAAUUUAAACUGCCGCAAAUAUAGUUCAGUUCACACACAACAACCGGCUGGACCCGUUAGAGAAAUACAAAUAGAUCCUUAUAUAAUACUUGAUGAUGAGCUGAAAUAUUUUUAUGAUGAUGUCAGAGAUCUUCUUCAACAAGGCACACGUCAACCCGAACUUGAUAAAAUAGCGUCGUAUUACUUUGAUGGACAAGGCAAAGCACUGAGGCCCAUGGUAACAAUGCUUAUGGCCAAAGCGAUAAACUAUCAUUUAAAUAAAGAAUCAAGCCUUUUGGUACACAAACAACGACAAAUUGCGCUUUUUUCUGAAAUGGUGCACUCUGCCAGUUUGGUGCAUGAUGAUGUUAUCGAUCAAUCUGAUUUCCGGCGUGGUAAGCCCAGUGUUAACGCGCUGUGGAAUCAUAAAAAGGUCACAAUGGCUGGAGAUUACAUAUUGUCAGUUGCUUCUAUUAUGAUUGCACGUUUGAAAAGUAAUGAUGUGACCAUAAUAUUAAGUAAAACACCGAGACCAAGUAUGGUCAAUGGUAAUAUGGUAUUUUCAUUUGUAGAUAUGGUAUUUGAGAUACCUUUCACACUACAAUACAAAGAGGAUACAUUAAGUUUAACAAAAUGUUUGAAACGUGGUAAAGAGGAAGUUGAAAACUAUCUCUUCCUUAUAUUUCCAGACAGCAAGACCAGACAGCAAGACCAAAUAUGGUCAAUGGCAGCAAGACCAAGUAUGGUCAAUGGUAAUAUGGUAUUUUCAUUUGUAGAUAUGGUAUUUGGCAUACCCUUCACACUGCAGUACAAAGAGAAUACAUUAAGUUGA
Teleopsis dalmanni is the source of this 849-nucleotide messenger RNA. RefSeq names its product all trans-polyprenyl-diphosphate synthase PDSS1-like. Lineage: Eukaryota; Metazoa; Arthropoda; Insecta; Diptera; Diopsidae. The record is from RefSeq and is a predicted model, not a curated record. The transcript has 8 exons. Gene Ontology annotation, biological process: isoprenoid biosynthetic process; ubiquinone biosynthetic process. Bases 1 to 849 code for a protein of 282 amino acids. Gene Ontology annotation, cellular component: transferase complex; mitochondrion. Gene Ontology annotation, molecular function: prenyltransferase activity.